AUGAUCGACCAGAGGUUCACGGAUCCACAUGCUAGAGGAAAGCUCGAGGUAUUUGCACAGACUGAGGUUGACCUUGAGACCAGCUAUGGUUUCACGCUUAUAGCUACCCUCGGAGGUAACGCGGGUAUUCGGCUCAGCGACUCGUACCUCUACUUUCGAAACAAGGGUGAGGUUCGAGCUAACUUUGUAGUUGACGCUGCCGUUACAUCUCGUUUUGACACUGACGACGUCCUAAUGUUCUCUGCGGAUAAGUUUGGAGCUACAUUCUCGGUACCUGGCAUUGUCACUGUUGGGCCGAACUUCAAACUGUACGGGAGACUUGAGGGAGAGGCAACACUUGGUGUGAAAUUCGAAUGCCAGGUAAAGCUCGCUAAGUGGGAUGUCCGUCAAACAUAUCCUGUUAAGAACAGUGACUGGCAACCUGAAGCCGAAGCGAAGCCGAAGAAGGACGGAACCCAGAACGUGCUGGAACCCGAGUUUGGAUACGGUAUUUCAGUCAGUGGUUUUCUGAGUACUCAUAUCAAGCCCACGAUCACUUUUGGUAUCGACUUCAAUGACGACUUUGUGUCCUUGGACUCCUGCGCUGUCAAUCUUGUUGCCGAUGGUCACGUCACCUUCCACGCAGAAGCUGAAACGGGAAGCAAAGGAAGUUCAUUCUACUACGGGAUUGAUGCUGGAGCUAGCUUGUAUGCCACACUAGACGCACCGGAUACGUUCUCAUGGGCGGUUUCCAAAACGCCAUUCCACAUAGGAAGUACGGUUGACAGACAAAUUUAUCCGAUAAACGGAAGGCAGACCUGCAUCAAUUCCGAUUCGGAGCGUAGAAGACAUGUACAAGAGCCUUCCGCAUUGGUAACUAGAGACCCUUUUGUGGAUUUCAACUCUCAUGUACGUCGUGGGCUGAAGAAGAGAGAGACGGUUGGCCCAUUGGUCCCCAAGAUUGAGGGACUCAGAUGCGCUGGCGACGUGGACUUCGACAAGAUCCCGACCUGUCUGGCAUGUGGCAAUGACGAAAACGGAGGUGUCGAAAUAGGCGAUAAAGAGAAGCGCGGGGACUCUGGCUCUGAUUCUGAAACGUGCUGGCUCGACCCCGAUCGUUCACGGGAGAAAACCUGUCCUGUUGACUAUGCUCCCUCAAGUGUUAUUCGAUGGUUUAAAUACCCAGCGAAGCAGCGAAAAGGCUGCCAGCCCGAGCUGCAGAAGCUAGGCAAGUCAGUGAUUGAUCUAACAGAAUAUGUCACUAAGCACAUUUACGAAGUUCAACUCGUCACUUUGUUCAUGAAAUGGCUCAUUGCGGGGCCCUUGCCAGCUGGAUACAAGAGCCCAUCGUACGCCUAG
This is a messenger RNA of Fusarium verticillioides 7600, 1338 nucleotides long. RefSeq lists its product as hypothetical. The transcript has 3 exons. The coding region runs from base 1 to 1338 and encodes 445 amino acids. Lineage: Eukaryota; Fungi; Ascomycota; Sordariomycetes; Hypocreales; Nectriaceae. The record is from RefSeq and is a predicted model, not a curated record.